Molecule: messenger RNA, 1282 nt
Organism: Tetranychus urticae (two-spotted spider mite)
Lineage: Eukaryota; Metazoa; Arthropoda; Arachnida; Trombidiformes; Tetranychidae
Source: RefSeq, a predicted model, not a curated record
UGCAACAUCUUCAAUCAUUUUCGUUGACAUUUUAUUAUUUUUGAUAAUCUUGUUUUACACAAAUUUGGAUAUUCUUACAAUGCCAUUGUAUCAUCACAAUUGAAUAAAUGGCAUUAAUUCAGUUGUGUUGUAUUGAGCAUAGAUGGAGUCAACUUUUAAACAUAUGUUUUGAAUAGGAAAAGUUGUUUUUGUCUCAUUCACUUUGUGUUUAUUGUAUUUUGUUUUUUUUUAUAUUUGUGAUUCGCUUUAAGUAACAUCAUGGAGAAAAAAUCGAAAGAUCAAGAACAAAACGUUGAUGAGCUUGCUCGUCCUGCUCGUGGGUUUCAAGAUCUACGAGAAGCGCGAGAUCCACGAUAUUAUCCUGGAGCACCACCGAUUCCGAACAUUGGACGAGCUGAUCUUGAUCCAUUUGCUGAUGGGAUCGGAGGUGGAAUGCUUUUUGAUCCUUAUGAUCAACGUCACUUUGUUAACCCUCAAAGACCUAAUCAACCCCCUAACUUUAUGCCGUCACCUUCUGGUAUGAUUCCUCGGCCGCCCCCAGGUGCCCGUUUUGACCCAUUUGGCCCUGGAGGCACUCCUGGACGCCCUUUAGGUCCUUUAGGUCCUUCAGGCCCUAGACCAGGACCUGAUUCUUCCAUAGGACGUGGACCUGACUUUGAUCAUAUGAGAUCUUUUAGAUAUGAUGGCUCACCCAUGUAAAGUUGAUUUAAUUUUUGAAACGCAUUUGUUCCGAUUCUUCUUUGAAGAUCAAUAAUCUCAUUUUGGUGUUAUAGUAAAGUACCGGAUAAUGUUAUUAACUUGUGAGUAAUUAAUCGAAAUACCUAACAAAAUCUAAAUUAAGGUGACUUCUAUCAAAUCUCAAUUCAUCGAAUCUAAUUUUUUAAAUUGAAAGAAUCAUGGAAAGAAGAUAAGAAGGUGUGAUGUCACACCAAGCCAUAAAUAACAACACAUUGAGAUUUUGAAUCGCAAUAAAUGGCUGAUGGAAGUAACCUUUAAUUGCCAGAAAAGCUUAAAAAUUAACACUAUCAAGUUCGAUUAAUAAUUAAGUUGAAAUUUGCCAAAGUAUUCUAUUUUCUCAAUAAUAUCUUGAUAAUUUCAACCAAAACUUUCUCUAUAAGACAUGGAAUCAAAGGGUUGAGGGCCAUUGGUUGAUUUAUUGACAUUAUCUGGUAUUUUGCUGUAUCCACUAAUCUGCAUAAUUAUCUUUCUUAACUAUAAAUGUACAUUCUAUUGUAUCAAAAAUUGAAACCAAUUUGAUAAUAAAUAAUAAAUGUAAUAUUAA